This is a messenger RNA of Doryrhamphus excisus (bluestripe pipefish), 4710 nucleotides long. RefSeq names its product adenosine deaminase tRNA specific 1 (gene adat1). Gene Ontology annotation, biological process: tRNA processing. Gene Ontology annotation, molecular function: adenosine deaminase activity; RNA binding; tRNA-specific adenosine deaminase activity. The record is from RefSeq and is a predicted model, not a curated record. Lineage: Eukaryota; Metazoa; Chordata; Actinopteri; Syngnathiformes; Syngnathidae.
AUUACUGAUGAUUUUUCAUUUUCUUCUCCUGUUGUUGUUUUCUUGUUAAAUUCUAUUAUAAUCCAAAAUGAAAGGCCUGUAAAUCACCCGCCCAUUCUUAUGCUGAAUUGGUGCUUCCACUCCAAUGCAUUAGGGGGCGGUAAUGCACCUCUUACGCUGAGUCCCACCCGCCAUAAAACAAAGAAGAAGAAUCACUUCCGGGUGUACUUCCGCUAAAGUUGUUCGCCUCGACCGAAAAUAAGACACUAAAAAUGUCUUCGUAACAUUGCAUUUGGUUGAAUUACACGUGUAGAAUAUUUAAAUUCAAGGGAACCCCGGCUCACAAACAGCGGUGGCGUUCAACAUGGCGACGGCCGACGACAUCGCUCAAUUGUGCUACGAGACUUUCAAGGCGCUUCCCCGCAGAGGAAAGCCCGAGCCGGGCAGAGAGUGGACCCUGCUGGCCGCUGUUGUCAAAAUCACCCAAUGUGCUGAUUCUGACACAGUUGAAAGAGAAGUGGUUUCCCUGGGAACUGGGACCAAGUGCAUCGGACAAUCAGCCAUGAGUCCCAAAGGUGAUGUGCUGAAUGACAGCCAUGCGGAAGUCAUCGCGAGAAGAGGGUGCAUCAGGUAUCUAACCCAGCAGCUGCACACAGCGGUGAGCGGGAGGGAAAGCGACGUGUUUUGUCGGGCGGCCGGUCCGGGGAAAUGGAGGCUGCAGCCUGGAGUUUCCUUCAUCUUCUUCACCAGUCACACACCGUGCGGCGACGCCUCCAUCAUCCCCAUGACUGACAGGCAGCCUCAACCGUGUCCAACCAUGAAGAGUGAUCCAGGGAUGGCUGGGGGAAGCGUCAAAAGAAAACCAAAAUCAGGUACAGCGUUGAAAAACUCCAAGCGGCUCUGUCGAGAAGAACGGCAAGCCGACGAGGAAAAACCAAAUGACUCUCAGGACUCUGAAGAAUCCUCACAUGACGGUGAGCCUUCGCCAUCCCCAACCGAGACCCAACCGGAUAUUCACAGAACGGGCGCCAAGUCGGUGCAAGGCGGCCCGGCUGAUCCUCUCCUACCCAGGACAGGCUACCACACGGCAGGAUUGUUGCGUGUCAAACCCGGCCGAGGCGAGCUCACGCUGUCUCUCUCGUGCAGCGACAAGCUGGCCCGUUGGGGCGUGCUGGGCUUCCAGGGUGCCCUGCUGUCCCAUUACCUGGAGGAGGCGCUGUACUUUAGCACGGUGGUGGUCGGGAUGUGCCCCUACAGCCCAGAAUCCAUGCAAAGAGCUUUGUACACAAGAUGUUCCCAUGUAUUGGAUCUCUGCGCUGGUUUCUCAGUGCGUCCACCAGUUUUUCUUCAGUCCAAACUGGAGUUCCCCUUCAGCCAAGCCCAGACUGAGCUCCGGCACACGGCUGGACAAGGACGCAUUACCCCCUGUGGAGCAGCUAUCAGCUGGUGUAAUGUACCUGACCAGCCACUAGAUGUCACUGCUAGCGGCUACAAACAGGGAGUCACCAAGAAGGACCUGGGCACCGCUAAAGCUCGGUCGGCUUUGUGCAAAGUGGAGCUUUUCCAUUCCUUCCUGUCUCUGGUGUCAGCCACCAAAGCUUCAAUGCUUCCUGAUUCUCUCAGGAGGACAGACCUGCACAUGUACUUGGACUACAAGGAAGCAUCUGAAGCCUACCAGCAAGCUUGGCAGCAGCUUCGCAACCAGGCCUUCCCUCUUUGGCCGCGCAGUGACAGAAACCUCUUGCUCUUCCAGUGAAACACAACGCCUAUCAAUGUAUCCUUUGAGACGUGACAGGAAACAAACUCUUGAAGAUGGAGAAGAUAACUUUUUUGGUGUUAAGCUUGGCCUACAUCUACCUGGGGGGGGCGACUAUACAAAACAGGAUAGUUUGAGGUCUGUGACUCGACCUCGGAUAAACACUAAAGCAGGGGUCUCAAACUCAAUUUACUUGGGGGCCACUGGAGCUAGGGUCUGGGUGAGACUGGACCACAUCAGGUUUUCAAAAAAAAAAAAAAAAAACGCGUUUAUUAAACAUUCCACUGUUAUAUAUCUUAAUUUUUAUUUUUCUGCACAAAAUAAGAUGAAAAAUAAACAAAUCAAGAAUAAAGAAAAUCAAUCAAUCAGUAAUAAAUAAAUAUAAUAAUAAUAAUAAUAAAACAGCAAAUAAUAAAAACUUAAGAAAGCACAUAUAGUUGGUGGGUAGACAAAUGAUUUUUUUCAUAUUAAAAUGAACAAAGCAUUAUUAGAGCCCUGUAGACAUGACAAAACACGACUAUAGUCACAUUUAUACUCUUUUUAUUUACAACAUAUUGCGCAACUGCAGGGUCUUGAGACACAUGCUAACUCGCAAACUAGAGAGCUAGCGACCUAAACGGUAGCCUCCAAAUUAUUUCCUUUAAACUUAAAAAAAAGCCAAAAACUUACCACUUCCACACGGAUAGGGAGGAUAACUAUUAACAGUUAUUUAACCUUUAACAUGAACAUGAAUCAAACGUAAUAAUUUUUUCUGGGUACAUGAUACCAUACAGCAUCCGUAUCAAACUUGCGCGGGUCGCACUAACAUUAAACUUUCAUAUCAAGGCGGGGGCCUCAAACUAGUGUCCUGCGGGCCACGUGUUUGAGACCCCUGCACUAAAUGAUUCUAUUUAAGCAUUUCCCCUGUGUAAUGACAAUGGGUAUAAAUGUUGCAGGGACAGAUGAGCUUAUUACUGGUGAUCCCAAACAGGAAAUAGUCCAGUUAGUCCAAUACUGAAAAUAAUCCAGUGCUCAUACACACACACAUUUUUACCUAAAAUAUGCACAAAUGGAGGAAAACCACGUCAACCAAGAAAAAUCCUUUAUUAGCAGCCAUUCUUCUAUGUCUCUGCACAAAGUCGCCAGUGGCUAGUUCCGCUUAUGUUGACACGAGGCAGGCCAGUCUGACCACAGUAUUCUAGCUAUCGGAGCGAAACAUGAACAUAUUAGCUUUGUGUUAUUGGUGGCAAAGCAAGUUAGUGUAAUAUCGUAUAUAGCAUCAAUUCACUGUCAGAAAAAAAUAAAUAAACUGAGGGUCAAAAAUGGCCCCUGCGCCACCUUUUGGACAACCACAAUCACUCAUGUUACCGCCUGUAUUUGAAUUAUGUCCUCCAAGCUACUUUAUUUAUUUAAAAUACCUACAGUGUCUAACAUACAUUUAAUGAGCACACCAAUUAUAAAUAUUGUGAUACUUUGAUAUAUCACCCCGCACCCCCAAAAACAUGAAAACAUAGCCAAACAGCAAAGCAACAUUACUUGAGUAUUAUUGUGUGAACCAGUCAUGCACGUAGUUAGUAACCUUUAUUAUACACAGCAUCCCUAAAGUCAUAUCAUAAGCUGUACACAAUUUAGUUCAAAAUGUUAAUAUUGUUUUAUUCCGUGUGUACACACGUUAGGCACACCUUGCAGUGUGUACACCUUAGUUUCAACAGUAGUACUAGUUUGUGUAUAUUAGCAAGUAUGCAAGCACCUUCACAUUAAAGUAGACUUUUGGACAAAGAAGAAUGAACACUGGUGACUACGGUAUGAUUGCAAUGAACGGGUCAAUAAAUAAAUGUGGUAUCAUCAUGUGUCAUCUUAUUAGACUGUAUGGUUGCAGAGAUACAUAUCGAUGUAAACAAUAACACUGAAGCCACUUGUGUUGCACAUAGGAACACGAUAAUAACGCAUUAAAAAGAAUGAUAACACUGAAGUACGUGACUGUUUGUUGUUGUGGGACCCAUUCAGUAUCAUAUAGUUACUGUUACUUUUAUCGUUUUACUUCUCGUUGUUUGCUAGUAAAGUUACUGUUACUUUUAUCGUUUUACUUCUCGUUGUUUGCUAGUAAAGUUACUGUUACUUUUAUCGUUUUACUUCUCGUUGUUUGCUAGUAAAGUUACUGUUACUUUUAUCGUUUUACUUCUCGUUGUUUGCUAGUGUCAGUGACACGUUCGACGAUGCCACGAGCCGAACAAUCGCCAAACGGCGCCAACCAAAACAGGAAGUUAGUCAGAUUUGAAGCAUUUCCGGGUUAUAUGCUACCUGACUUCAGUUUUUUUAGUGAUAUCAGGAAGUUAGUCAGGGUUGAAGCAUUUCCGGGUUAUGUGCUACCUGACUUCAGUUUUUUAGUGACAGCGGGAAGUUAGUCAGGUUUGAAGCAUUUCCGGGUCAUUUGCUACCUGACUUCAGUUUUUUUUUGUGUGAUAGUUUUUUAUAAAUGAUACUGGAUCCCAGCAGAGUUCUACAGUAAGUCUCUUUGAAUAAAAUACUCCAUAAAUGUCAAGUUUAUACAGGGUUAAUCUGCAGUUUUCUUCUCUCGGUUGAAACGCUCGAGACUCCUAUCCUGACCACGCCUGCUCUUUUGUGAUUGGUCAGGGGUCGAAGGUCAUCUAGUUCUUAAAUCGUAAAAGUACAAUAUAUUGCAGUUUAUUUUAAUACUUUUACUUUUAUCGUUACUAAAGACAUUUUCUGGCAAGGUAUCUUUUAAUCAGUAUGGCUUUCGGCUGCAUGACUAUAGGUAUUGGUAGAUUUGUACAAAUAUCGAUACCGUGGGUAAUAUUAGGAUUGGGUAGAUACUAGCAUGAUGGGAACGGUAUUUUUUAAUUAUCUAUGUUUAUAUUUACAAUUUUUUGGUUUUCUGGUUUAUAUAUAGCUUACAAAUGAUGACGUUAGUCUGACUGCGACGACGAUAAACAAAUCACAGUCGAUCAUAUCCGCAAUACUGGCGCUGUAUUUAC